Molecule: messenger RNA, 3336 nt
Organism: Bacillus rossius redtenbacheri
Lineage: Eukaryota; Metazoa; Arthropoda; Insecta; Phasmatodea; Bacillidae
Gene: uri
Product: unconventional prefoldin RPB5 interactor-like protein
Exons: 6
Coding region: 204-1505 (433 amino acids)
Biological process (GO): negative regulation of transcription by RNA polymerase II; negative regulation of phosphatase activity
Molecular function (GO): phosphatase inhibitor activity; chromatin binding; transcription corepressor activity
Source: RefSeq, a predicted model, not a curated record
GGUUUUAUUGGUUGUGCCUAUGACUAGUUAUUGCUUUGUUCUUUGGGAUUAUGUAUUUGUUUAUUUUAUUACAAAUAUUGUUUGUCAGUCAUUUUACUAGACUGUGCUGUAAUUUCCGCUGGUUGCUCGAAUUAAUUUUUGGUUAUGUUAUGGUGGUUGGAGCUACACAUUCCAUUUUUGGAAGUACUUAGUUUGAGAAGAAAAUGGAAAAAUUAAAUGCUCUGAGUAGUGGCAAUAUUUUAUCGUUGCUUCAGGAAACUAAUGAAGAGGCCUUGAAGACCAACAAGGGCUCCUAUGAGCAGUGGCUGAGGGUCAGAGAUGAACACACCACUUUACUGGGGUUCUUGGAGACCCUCCCGGGGGUGUUGUCGUACGACGUGCUGGUGCCGUUCGGCUGCAGGGCUCUCAUGAGGGGGAAACUGGUGCACACCAAUGAGAUAUUGGUACGUCUUGGGGACGGCUGGUUUGUGAAGUGCAGUGCAAAACAUGCCGCUGACAUCUGCAGUCGGAGAAUCACUUUGUGCAAGGAGAUGCUGGAGAAACUGGAGAAGGAGCGAGAGUUCCUGCUGUCUCGCAAGGAGCUGCCCAUGCAGCAGGAAGCGUUUGGCUCCCGGGAGCAGGCCGAGAUCAUAGAGACCUACUCCGAGGAAGAGGAGGCGGAGUGGAGGGUUCGUCAUAGAGAAAAAGAACGACAGUACAGACAGAAACUAGCGGAAGUGCGUAAAAGAGAGAAGCAGCCCCUGAUAGAAGAGGAAGAUAUUUGGCAACGACUGGAUGAGUUGGAACUUGAGGAAGAACUGCAAGAGGAGUUGGACAGGUUACAUGCUGAAGAUGGUGACUAUGAUGAAGAUGAUGAUGUAGAUUAUGGAGAAGAAGUUGAAACAGUGGAAAAUGUUAAUAAUUCAGACUGCAUAAGUGGAAUACACGGUGGUUCAGGUUUAGAAACAGUUAAUCAUAGUGACAAUGCUUCGGAGACAGAGGUGAAGGAAAGUGGGUGCAGAAGGGUCUCUUUCCCAGACUCGGCAGACGUAGCAGGGGACAAUGGGGAGGUGAAGAGGAGGAAAGUGUCCUUCUCUGACAAACCUAAAGAUAUUGACAGUGAUGAUAGUGAAGAAGACUCGAGGAUUGAAUUUUUUCACACGCUGAGUUCAGGAACUGAACCGUCAGAGCAUUGUGAUUCCAACAUCAUCUCGUGCCCGGCAGAUAUUUUUAAGAGUUAUAGGCGUGUGCAUGGUAAGACUGCAGGUCUCAAAUCCAUUUUGAAGAAAUCGACAAGUUCUCUUGAUGAAGCGACCACUUCAAAUGACCUGGUUUCGCCCAGUGAAGUACCUGUUACUAAUGGUACUGAGGAUGUGUUGGAAGACUCUCUCAUUGAAGCAGAGGUUUUGCCACCUGUGGUUGGCGAAGUGGUGGAGCGGAAGGUACAAGAGCCCCAGCCACCGGCACAGCUGGAGAAGCGCCCGGUCAGUAAAUUCAAAGCUGCACGCCAGUCGUCCAGACGAUGAGGCCCAGCUGAGCUUCCUUGGCCACCGUGCAACGGAUGGCACCUGCGUCAUGUGACUAGUGUUUAUGUGUGCAAAUGUUUGCAAUAUAGCACAUUGGGGAUCGUGGCCGUGCCGUAUUAUCAAACAUUGCUAUAGUUCAGGUGGGAAUACCAAAGAAAAAUCAAUAUACAGUAUAGCGGUAUUAAAAAAAAAAGGGUGAAAAAAAAUUACAGUUCAACAUUACUGUUAUAAAAUUGUCUCUGAUAUCACAUUAAGUUUGUGAUACAGAUCUCUCUUCUUCAAAAAUGUAAACUGCUAGUAAAUAGGAAACAAUGCACUGAAUUGAAAACCAACCACAUGUUGAAAUCUUGAGUGAACAAAAACAAAAUGCCGGCAGCACAGCAAUGCAACCUGGCAGCCAAGGUCAACAGUUGGAAUCAAACCAAAAAAAUCUGAACGCGAAUGGUUUGAUUGGUGUUGAUUACAGAAUGUGCCAAACCAUAGAAUGCCAGAUUAAAGAACCUUCACUGGAGUUUGUUGUUCACCCACUGUGUACCUGGCACCAGUCUUUGACUCUGCCAAUGUUAAUCUAUGCAGAUAUCCUACAUUCUUAUACUCUAGGAGAGUACACAUUAAAGUUAAGUAAAGUUAAAAUUUUUUUGAUAUGUAUAAUUUAACGAACGAGUAGAGGCAAGAUUUUAUGGUUUUAUUGUUUUUAUUUUUAUAAAUACUAUUUUGUAAUACUUACUCCACUAAAAUAGUGUAUUUGCAAGCUGUAUUUUUAUGACAUGAUAAUUUAUAAUAAAUUGGUCUACAACAUAUACAUUCAGAACAAUAAAAAUAAAUUGUCAAACAUUUGUGAUUUAAAGGUGUUUCAAUAAGAGAUUCACAAUAAAAUAGAUUAAAUUAAUUUUUCUGAUUUUUAGCCAGAAAUAAUAACGACAUUCCUUAAAUAUCAUACAUUAAGUUUUUUUUUCUUGUGAUUUGAAUUAAGUUUUGGUUAAAUGCUGCUUAAUUACAUUAUAUAACUUGCAUUUCAGUGUUAUGCGGUGUUAUCACAAUUCACCAUGGAGUCUUGUCCCUAUUAAUGAGAUUUGGGUACAUAGUAUUGCUCUUUGGUCUGAAAAUAUGAACACACAUUUUUGAAGUCUUAACCACUGAUGUGUAAAUGAUUCUCAUUGUUCAUAAAAUAUGCAAUGAUGAUAGAGACUAGAACACAGCCUAUCUGGUCCAAAUUGCGAUAAAACUGACGGUAGGCAUUACAAAUGAAAAAACACUUGGAAGAUCCUUGGAUAGAAACUUUUGCAGAAAAAUGCUGUAACUAGCCAUAGCCAUCAGGAAGUAAAAUGAUGAAAAACCACAAUCAAUUGAAUUGAAACACUUAAAACUGGGAGAGUUAAUAAACCAAAUAAAUUAUUAAAUAAUUGCAAAACAUGAUUAAAAACUGUAAUAAAAAUAAAACAAAUUGUGCAAGUAGAACCAAUACGUACAAAGCUCUUAAUUGCUAUUUUUUAUUUUUAAAAAAAUCUUAAGCUGUCUUUAAAAUUUUUUUAACUUUAGUUCUACAUCUUGUUAGCUAGAGCUUUAAAGAAUUAUCCUGCAGAUUCUAAGAAUCCAACUAAUUAUUAUUUUGUAUAAACUUAUUGAAGGUUUUGUUAUAUAUUCAUUAUAUUACAGUUUAUAAUUUUCUUAACCAUUAAAAAUUUGCUGUUGUUUUUUUUUUUUACAGCAUUGUCAUUCUACUUACUGAUUUUGCACAUAGAUGACUGUUUGAUGUAUAUGGCAAUUUUUUUUUAAAUUCUGUUAAAACAGUGUUUUAUGAAAAUAAAGGUUAUUUUUUCGAUACCAGAAA